CACAAACCAAGCCAGCCGGCCAGCGCAGCGCGUGAAUCUGUCCUGAAUGGAGAUGUUGAAUGCAGUCAAGAUGCACGCGAAAAGUGCGCUGCAGAAUCCCAUGAAGUACGUGCAGACCCUCUUCGUGAUGGCAGGAGCUUACUGGGUGAGUCAUUCAAGUACCUCGGUGCUCUUGUCUGUCCUAUCUGUCCCCUUGAAGGCAGACAGGCAGACAGACAGAAAAUCUCCUCAAACACUUUGCCGUGUGGCGAUUGGUGUGCGUCCGUCCGGUGAUGCAGGGCCUUCUGUUUCAGUGGAUCAUUGACACGCUCCCCAUCGUAAGACGUGACAACACUGCAGCGGGGUGCACGCAGAGGAGACUGUCCGGUGUGUGUAGGCCAUUGUGCAAUGGAUUGACCUCGCCACGCUGGUAGGUAGAGUGCGGGCACAAACAAACAGACAAACAGAGAGUCGUGCGGAUGCACGUGCAGCAGCUGUGUCAGAGGGGUGUGUGUGUGUGUGUGUGUUUGUCAUGUGUCUUCAGCUGCCUUCAUGGGCGCUGCGCCUGGUUGCCGGCGAGUUUGCUGCGGCCGGUGAGUGGCUGAGCGCACGUCGACAGAUGCCAUGCGCGUGCGCGUACGGGUGUAUGCACAUAUGGAUGUGUGGAUGUUUGUGAUUGCUGCAGGCGUGCACAACUGCCAGCGGCCAACCAAGACAAUCAUCCUCUACGAGUGAGACAGAGAGGGAGAGUCCAUCGACAUGUACAUCUGUCUGUCUGCCCGCCUGCCUGCCUGCCUGUCUCUGUGUGUACGUCAGGUUUGAGGUGAUCUUGGCAUGUUGGUGUUUUGUGUGAGGUCUGUGUGGUUUGUGUGUGGGAUGGUCUGUGUGGGGUACAGUGGUGUCCCUACUGCAAGAAGGUCCGCGAAGCCCUCAGCACACUCGACCUGGACUACGUCUGCUACCCAUGUACUGUACGCCCACAGGCCAACACACGCACACACAUGUACACAUUCAUGCCUGUGUGUGUGCGGGCCAUGUACGUGUGCAGGUCCGCGGACGACUUUCAAGGCCCGCAAUGUGACGGAGGGGUCGAGAUACUGCCCUGUGGCGCAGACGGCUGGCGGCAAGGCACAGUUCCCUCUACUGAGUGAGGAAAGGAAAGCGACAUACAUACAUGAUGUGUGGGUGAAUGGAUCUCGCGUGUGUGUGUAGUUGACGACAACACGGGCACCAAGAUGUAUGAGAGUGCGGCGAUCGUGCAGUACCUUUGGGACACCUACGGCAAAGACGCGCAGAAGCCACUCACAUACAAGGUAGCUAGCUAGGUUUGCUGCAUACGUACACACAUACAAUUGUAUGUGUGUACACAUACAUAAGUGUACACAUACGCAUCACAUACACAUACAUACGUAUGUAUACGUAUGCGUAUAUGUACGUGUACGUAUACACAAUGCCGUGCAUCCAUGGCCAUGCAUGUAGGUAUGCCGUGCAUCCAUGGCCAUGCAUGUAGGUAGGUAUGGACGCUGUGUGGCUUGUCUGUCUGUCUGUCUGUCUGACUGUCUGUCUGUAUGUCAGAUUGCGUCCUCGCCCUACUACGAGAUGCCCUCCCUCAUGAUCAGCGGCAUCUUCCGUGAGCACAUACACAUCUGCAUGGACACACACACACACAGAGAGAUACCCACGGCCGUGUGUUGUUGUAUGCGCUUGGAUGACAGGUCCUUUGUGGUACAUGGGUAUGCUCAAGGCACCCUCCACGCUCCCUGAGAAGGUGCAUGGGUGACAGCAGAAACACGCGCCCAUAUUUUUACAUGCAUAAGGGCGUCCAAUGUGUGUGCAGCACCUCGAGCUUUGGGGCAUGGAGCCGUCCCCAUUCGUCAAGCGCGUCCGGGAGGUCCUCUCCAGCCUGUAACCAAACAAACACAAGCAAACACACACACUGUUCCCAACCUGUAUAAACACGUGUAUGUGUGUGUGUGUGUGUGUCAAGUGAGCUGCCGUACCUGAUGCACACGACGCCCGUCGGCAGCAGCAAGCGCGAGAUAUUCAAGAAGCUGUAUGGCGACAAGGUAGCGACUCAACUCAAGGGGCCAUCCGUCCCGUCCGUGUGUGCAAUGCAUUGACUGGCGUGUUCAGUUGCCGCAACUGCGGAAGAGUGCGGGUUUGAUCAAGGUGCCCUUUUUGUACGAUCCCAACACGGGUAUGUAUGCCUCCACUUGCCCACACACGCAUGAGCACCUUCGUAUCUAUCUCUGCAUACGUACGUAUUCGUGGGAUGUUUGUGUACUGAUUGCAAUGCAAUGCAGGCAAGGAGAUGUUUGAGAGUCUGGAGAUCGUCAAGUACCUCAUGGUGAGCCAGCCCAGCAAGCAUCACACAAGACACGCGCAUCCAUCCAUCCAUCCAUCUCACGAUGUGUGCAGGAGACGUACAAGAGCGGCCCCGCGCCCACCGAGACCCUCUUCGACUACGUCAACUUCCUCAAAGCCGGUAGGUAGCUGCACAUGUCAUGUGUCGCAACAGACACACCACAUGACGGGAGCCACCCGUGUAGUCCUACGGACUUGAUGUCUGACAUGUGUGUGUGUGUGUGUGUGUGUAGGCGACAAGAAGGCCGAGUGACUGCUGCAGCCGCACCAAGGACGUCAGUCAGGUCGUCGAUUUUGACUCGUAUCUUUCGUACGUACACACACCUGUGUGUGUGGAUCGAUGCGUGUGGCACGUGGGGCUUCAAGUUCUUUUCGACACUGACACAGUCUCGAAUUAAGAGUUUUUCUGCCCUCCUGUCUGUCCCUUUUUCUAUGUAUCUUUGUAUGUGUGUAUGUGUGUAUGUUUGUGUGUUUGUGUGUAUGUGUGGAGAUCCCUUUGUGUGUGUACGGCUGAUGGCUGGCUGCAUCCUUUCGAUCUGGCUGCCUGUCUGUCUGUCUUAGCGUGUGUGACCUUCUGUGUGCAUGCGGGGUUGCUUGGGGCGGUUGUCGGAAGCAUCAGUUCAGCCAUCGACGGGUGCAUUGAUGCUUCUGUCCACUCGAGCAACUCGACAGGCACACGGAGGGACGAACACCUCAGCCACAUACUCGUAUACUAUUUUCUUGUGUGGGCGACCGAGGCGACCGACGAGAGGGGGACGGACAUUUUAUGGAUCACGGAGCUAGCACACACGUAAGUUGACGCCGA
Molecule: messenger RNA, 3148 nt
Organism: Vitrella brassicaformis
Lineage: Eukaryota; Vitrellaceae
Source: the annotation of a GenBank genome assembly